CGUGGGAUACUAUGCUGAGACAACAUCCAAACCUCCUAGAUCACGGCUGCUGUCUUUAUAUCGGGUUGGAUGUUGACAUCGCCAUGAUUGUCUCCAUGGUGGUGACCGGUGGGUCUCCUAUCGCGACUGGAUACCAUGACAUCACCACUUGCUGGAACCCAACUUGCACACGCACAACGUCCGACGAAGGAGAGCAUACACGCGACAUCCGUGGUCUCCGAUCCAAGGCAAUUGCACGAACGAGCCAUGUUUGUGGCUGUAG
Neurospora tetrasperma FGSC 2508 is the source of this 262-nucleotide messenger RNA. RefSeq lists its product as uncharacterized. The transcript has a single exon. NCBI's taxonomy places the organism in Eukaryota, Fungi, Ascomycota, Sordariomycetes, Sordariales, Sordariaceae. The record is from RefSeq and is a predicted model, not a curated record. The annotation marks the transcript as partial.